Neolamprologus brichardi is the source of this 4828-nucleotide messenger RNA. It is a transcript of the gene lrrc75bb, whose product is annotated as leucine rich repeat containing 75Bb. The record is from RefSeq and is a predicted model, not a curated record. NCBI's taxonomy places the organism in Eukaryota, Metazoa, Chordata, Actinopteri, Cichliformes, Cichlidae.
GCGAGGGAUGCCAGAGUGCUUAGGCAGUGCAUGGACAGAUGCAGACUGAGAGAAGACGGCGGCGAAACCAGCCGCACAUUUACGGUGGCGAUGCUGUGCGGUUGUGACACAUCCUCCCAGGGGUGAUGGGCUCUAAGUUGACCAGACAGAGAAGUCUCGAUUUUGAUAGCAAAUUGUCAAAAAGGAGACGCCAGAGGAAUGAUAUUCCUGGAGAGAGCGAGAGGAGUGGCGGCAGGAGCGGAGACUUCUUGUUUACCUCCCUGAUGCUCAAGUCCGACAAGCUUCCAGGGAUGCUGCGGAAAACCAACCACAGCCCAUAUGUCAGGCGGGUGGCUUGGGUCCGGGAAAUCCAGAGGCUUCUCCGGGAGCAGAAGAUGGAGCAAGCGGCCGAAGUGCUGAAAGUGCUGAGAAAGGAUUUGGGACUUCAGGGAACAUCACUCAAUGACAUUUUGUACAAAAAUGCAGCGUUUCUAAACCUGGUGGACCCCAUUUCCCAUGAAUUGCUGCUCAGCCUUGCCCGGGACCUGCAGUGUCCAAAAAGGGAGACUGACUCGUUCAAGUCUACUAACAAGAUAUGUCGCCAGCUGAUUUACCACCUGACCCCUCACUCCAAGUGGACAAGACAGAGCGUGCCCAGGAGAAAGUCCCAGGCCUGCCUGAAGACCACACUGAAAAAGAAGCUUUCGGGAGAUGUGGUCAACCUGUCGGGAAUCCCGCUCUCCGGCCGGGAUGUCCACCGCGUGGCCUUCUACCUUCAGAGCAGCAGUGACAUGGUGUCCGCCGUAGACCUGAGCUUCACUGAACUGCAGGACGACAGCUUACGCAUGCUGCUGCCCUACCUCAGCUGCUUGCCGAAACUCACCAUACUUGCUGUUAAUGGCAACCGUCUGACAGCGGCCAUCCUGAAAGACCUGACAGAUGUAAUGAAGGAGCCCAAGAAGUUCCCCACGCUGGCCUGGAUUGACUUGGGGAACAAUGUGGAUAUCUUCACCAUCCCGCAGCCGCUGCUCGUGGCGCUGCGGCGCCGCUUCGGUUUACGCAGCAGCCUCCCCACCAUCUACGAGUACAGUGAGGCGCAGGCAUUCGGUAGCUAUAACCCGAACAUGGAGACCUCUGUGGAGGAGCCUAGUCUGUACGAGGAGGGAGAUAUAGUAGAAGAUGAUAGAGAGGAGGAGGAGGAAGAGGACAGACUGGAGCUUCAAGCCUGGGGCUUUGGAGAAGAAAGCAUGUCAAAAAACGUGCCGGUGCACUUCUGUGGGAGGUGAUCGCCCAGAGCUGCUUUCUUUUUGACUGGCAGCCUUGCAUAUCCCUCUGUAUCACCUUGCUCCUCCUGCGUUAGCUGAUGUCAGUGUGGUAGAAGAUGCUUACAGUGACCCACACGUUUCUGAAAAUAACUUUAAAAUAAGUAAAUGUGCUGUGUGUCCCUCUGGAUGCUCUGACUACUGAAAUUAAAUGUGAGAAUAUGUUUAUGGACUGAUUUAUCCUUCAUUUAUCCAGGGGAGUCUGAACUGAUCCAGCUUCCAGCGCUUCAUCUUACUGAAGUUGUGUGCUUGUCCCACUUGGAAGCUGGAGCAGCUGUGGAUUAAGUGCCUUGCACGAGGGCACAUCAGCAGUAGCUGCUGAGGAAGAGGGGAGUGUUAUUAAUUCACUUUCUCUAAGCACAUCCUUUCUUUUUUCCAUUUCUUACCUGAAUAUGUCAGGGUCUGAUAUAUAUGUAAUUAACUAUAUAUCCUGCAUAGGAAACACUUAAGAAACAGGAACAUUUAACUUACUUAGAGAAGAAAGAGUGUGGAAAGUAUAAGCAACAAGUUGACUGUAAUGAGUCGUUCAUCAGCACUCCUGAUCCAAGACUGUACACUGGGUAAUUAUUCACUAGAGCCAGCUGGAGACACUAUAUUAGUGAUUCGUUCGUAACUAUCCAUAAAGUGAGGAGUUUGAUUGAAACACAAAGUGACAGAGUAGUCAUGAGGAACUGCUGAGGCCACACAGACAGAGUAACAAAUGUUAAAUAUUAAUUAGAUUUUUAGUAAUGAAUAAGCAGUUAUUGUUUUGGGUUGAUGAAUAUUUGGAUCAGAGUUGAUGAAUUUAUGUAUGAUUAUGAACCAGUCCUCCUCCUCCUCCCCCUCCUCCAUCCCACCCAAUCCCUAACAUCCUGUCACACCAACCCUCUGCAAUUACUCCUUCACUACAUCUUUGAAUCUCUUUUGUGGUUUUCCUCUUUUCCUCCUCCCUGGCAGCUCCAUCAUUAGCAUCCUUUGUCCAUUAUCUCCACUAUCCCUCCUCUGCACAUGUCCAAACCAUCUCAGUAUUGCCUCUCUAACUUUGUCUCCAAACUAUGAGUACCACCAUCUCCAAGUCAUACACCACCGCAGGUCUCACUACCUUCCUGUAAACUUUCCUUUUGACUCUCGCUGCUAUCCUUCUGGCACUUAUCUCCACCCUGCCUGCACUCUCUUCUUCACAUCUCUUGUGCACUACCUCUCUGUUUGGAUGGUUACCCCCAGGUGUUUCACCUAAUGACACACUAAUAUAGUAUUUUCCAGCUGGUUCUGUAGGAAGGAAUUGUCAGAGGUUCGGGUGGGAGAGCACUGAUGAACGACUGAUUACAUAUUGGUUCAUUCCUGAGUCAUUCCUCUCUUGUUCUAACCAAGCAAGUUUUUUUUUCUGCCCUUUAUUGUAAAAUCUUAGAGCUUUUUAGCGAUAUGUAUGUUUUAUCUGGAAAUAAAUUAAAGUAAUUCUGUUUUCAUUAAAUAUGAUUUCCGUUUUGCUACAGCUGGGACUCAGGAGUUCUGUUUUUUUAAUCGAUCAGUUAUGAUAAGCUAAUAAAGCAUACUGAAUGAUGCUUCAAGUCCGUGCCGAUGUGCCGACGGAAGCCCUGAUGCACGCAUGGACACAUGCUGGCAGGAGCACACAGAGUUUGUGAGCUGCUGAUGAACUGGUUACUGCCUCUAUCAGGGCUCGUUAUGCCCCUUCAGUCAGAGACGGUGUACAGAGGAUCUAUUUUUUUCUCAGCAAAUAGGACUGUAGCCCCAGAUCAUUUCGUCCAAUGGCGAUCACCGUUUAUGAAUCAGACAACAACAAACGAGAAGGAAACCGCCUAUUUUGAAGAUGUUCUCACAGUUUUGUAGACUACAAGCAGUUCUGCUUUUUCUUUCCCUUUCUGCUGUUACGCUCCCACGGACAGAUCGGAUUUUGUUGUGGCAUGAGUUUUGUUUGUUUGUUUUUAUAUAUAUGGGUGGCUGCCACCCUUUUGUAUUGGUUUUAACAAGUGGGCAUGACUGUUUACUGUAACACAGCAUCAGAACCCGCAGACAGAUAGCAUCUACGUGUGCACUACAUUUCAAAUUCUUUUGAAUGGGGAGGUUGAUGAUUUUUUUUUUUAAACUGCUGUCUGUGAAUACAGCUCACACUUUAUCCUACCAGUAUUAAUGUGGUCUGUUCUCUUUCAGUGCUGUUAUUCAUGAAAUUCAGAGUAUUUGUGUUUACAGGGGGACAUUAAUGAAAUGGAUCCUUGGCUUUUGUGUGUCUGUGAGAUGGUAAUUAGACUGUGUGCAUGAGUGUUUUGAACAUGCAGAGUAAAUUACUACCUUUGAUCACAGAAAUGAAAUGUUUACUCACUUGCGCAACUCCGUCCCUGAAUUUGCAAUCGUUCCUGUUUUUAUUGUUGAUAUAAAAAUAAACGAGUGACUCAGCUGCAUAGCAGAAAUGAAAAUCUGUCCACAUCCUCGAUUUGAUAGAUAAGACGUUGACCUUCCUGGAAAUUCACUGCGGUAAAGUCGUUUGAAAGUUUACUCAAAUGUGACUUUGGCUCGCGAGCCUGCUGUUCCUUCAGAAGUAAACACAGUUUGAAUAACAUUUCCCUUUUGUGGACUUGUUUCUCGCUAAAGUGGGAAAUAAUUCUGUUUGGUGAAGCAUCUGGAUCGCUCUGCUUACAUAGUUUGUCUCCUUAAGAAGAAGGAGAGCGAUCGCCCUUAUUUACUCUGAUACUAGUCAUUCCUUUACCGUGUACCCACAUCCAUCCACGCUGACUUUGUCAAGCUGCAGUUUUGACAGCUCGCUUGUCUAGUUUAGAACAGGGGUGGAAAAUCGAAACAGGGCACUCAUGGGAGCGUGUGACCAGUAUAACCACUGGUUCGUUAACACAAAGGACCGGUUUCACACCAUAAACAUUCAUUCGUUACUCUGUAGAAACACUAAACAGUCUCUCUUUGUUUUAAGCCUGCCAUGGGAAAACAUACCCACAUUUCUGUUUUUCAGGUUUUACCGGUGCUUUAUACUCUGUCAGUCUUAUAACUGGGAAAUUUACUCAUCUGACUGGAAAGAUGUGUGUCAGAUCUAUGGGGGCAUAAGGUAUAUUUGAUGUUUGUAUUUUUAUGACAUGCAUGUAUAUAUAUAUGCUUUAAAGAGAUAUAUUCCUCCCACCACAAGUUGCACCUAAGUCACUCUGCCUGGAAAGCACAUGUGUACUCUCAUUCAUCAGGAAUACUUUAAACAUUUUCAAGGGGCUCCAAUUUCAGCAGCUGGUUUCCAUGUCAGUUUUUAGUGCUGCGUAGAGAUGAGAACGGUUCCUUGUACGGGCCUGUCAGAGGCACCACCAUAUCAACAUCCUGAUGGCUAGUUGUGGCUCUGCUUGCAAGGCAUUUUUAUGUUUGCAGGAGCAGAGCCUGAGGCUGUCCAUCUGUGAUUCCUGUCUGUCCCUCUAAAGGAAACACGGGAGUUUCAGAUAACAGAGGAUGUUGUUCUGGUUUGUAGAGGACGCCGAAACACUAUGCAGACAUUUACAGAAAGAAAGAAAGUGUACUUUAUUGAUCCCCAUGGGGAAAUUCCU